GCAGCUGUAGCCUGCACGAGGGGAUGGAUAACGGGGCGAAUGUUUUCGUGCCGAAGUUUUCCGCUCUGAUAAAAGGUCACAGUGGCGUAAACCAGCUUGGUGGUGUGUUUGUUAAUGGUAGACCGCUGCCGGAUUCCACCAGGCAGAAAAUAGUUGAACUUGCUCACAGUGGCGCUCGACCCUGCGACAUCUCCAGGAUACUGCAGACCCAUGAUGAAGUCCAAGUGCUGGACAGUGACAAGGUAUCCAACGGCUGCGUGAGCAAGAUCCUGGGCAGAUAUUAUGAGACGGGCUCCAUAAGACCGAGAGCAAUAGGCGGCAGCAAGCCCAGGGUCGCCACUCCAGAGGUGGUCGCGAAAAUCGCUCAGUACAAGCGGGAGUGUCCGUCUAUCUUCGCGUGGGAGAUCCGUGACAGACUCCUGUCGGAGGGGAUCUGCACCAACGACAAUAUACCCAGUGUGUCAUCGAUAAACAGAGUCCUCCGCAACCUGGCUAGUGAAAAGCAACAGAUGGGCGCAGAUGGCAUGUAUGACAAGCUGAGAAUGCUCAACGGUCAGACAGGAACUUGGGGGACCCGGCCCGGCUGGUACCCCGGAACAUCAGUGCCAGGGCAGCCCAACCAAGAUGGCUGCCAACAACAAGACGGUGCAGGGGAAAACACAAACUCCAUCAGCUCCAACGGUGAGGAUUCAGAGGAGACACAGAUGCGGCUGCAGCUCAAGAGGAAACUACAGAGAAAUCGCACGUCCUUCACACAGGAGCAAAUUGAAGCACUGGAAAAAGAAUUUGAAAGAACUCAUUAUCCAGAUGUUUUCGCGCGAGAGAGACUAGCAGCGAAAAUCGACCUGCCCGAAGCAAGAAUACAAGUAUGGUUUUCAAAUAGAAGAGCAAAGUGGAGGCGAGAGGAGAAGCUGCGGAACCAGCGCCGGCAGGCCAACAACUCCUCCAGUCACAUUCCCAUCAGCAGCAGCUUCAGCACCAGCGUCUACCAGGCCAUCCCACAGCCCACUACACCGGUGUCUUUCACCUCGGGGUCAAUGCUGGGAAGACCUGACUCUGCACUCACAAACACCUACAGUGCGCUGCCCCCCAUGCCCAGCUUCACCAUGGCAAACAAUCUACCUAUGCAACCCAGCCAGACCUCCUCUUAUUCCUGCAUGCUGCCUACCAGUCCGCCUGUGAACGGGCGGAGCUACGAAACAUACACGCCCCCUCAUAUGCAGGCACAUAUGAACAGCCAAUCAAUGACCACUUCUGGUACCACCUCAACAGGACUCAUCUCUCCUGGAGUGUCUGUCCCUGUCCAAGUCCCAGGUAGCGAGCCUGACAUGUCUCAGUACUGGUCAAGACUACAGUAGAGAGAAGAGCUACUUCACCCUGUAACCACCCACUCCACCAUCGCCCUCCGGCAGUGCUCCUCACACAUACACGGCACAGGAGAGUAGGGAAGGCGAGAGAGGGUUGAGAAGAGGCAAAGGACAGGACAGGAGAGGAGAGGAGAGGAGAGGAGGGAAGGAGGAGAGAGACUCUAGGAGAGCCUUGGGACGUCUGGGCUUUGUUUUUCCAGUGGGACUGUGUGCUGUUCUGUAGCUCUAGGCACAUUCAAAUGAGGACUUGGAAGAGAGAACAACGGUGGAAAGACAGAAAAAAAAUGGACCUCUGUAAAGUGCCCGGUGUUAAAUUUUUAUGGAACAAAAACUUAUCUGUUUUUUUUUUCUAUUUCCAACUUCAGUCAUUGUUUCCUUUUUUCUCUGGUGUGUUAGUAAAUGGCCAUUUGUAUGUUAAUAUGAAAAACCAAGAUCAAGUACUGAUAGAUGGACUGCUAGAAAACCAUGUUGGUCUUGCGUUUGUCUGAGAGAGGAGAACCUGAGAGAUUCUGCCAUGACUAUCCUUUAAUCUGCUUAUAUCGAGACUUUCUACCAGCCUUUGCAUGGUCUCUGGACGCUGUUGCAUAUCAUUAAAGACGAAAAGCUGGAGGGAAGACUCUUACUGUGUCAAAAAAACAAAAACAAAAAAAAAAACAAAAAAAAAAAAACUAUUUAUUGGUCUUAUUUCUUACGAAUGGAUAUUUAGCAGAGGAAACUCAAACUCGAUCCAUCCACUGAGGCUGUGGUCUUGACUCCUCUGACGUGGGCUUGCGUUUGCUGGCUUUUAAGACACGGAUCACUAUCAACAGCUCAAAGUGUGCAAAGACGGUGCGACACGCGACACAACUUGGACCUCGUGCUUCGGUGGUUGGAUUGACUCUAGAUUACCACGAAGAACAUUAAAUGUGGAAAACAGGUGUAAAAGAAAAC
This is a messenger RNA of Xiphias gladius (swordfish), 2297 nucleotides long. It is a transcript of the gene pax6b, whose product is annotated as paired box 6b. The transcript is spliced from 11 exons. Gene Ontology annotation, biological process: anatomical structure development; regulation of transcription by RNA polymerase II. Gene Ontology annotation, molecular function: DNA-binding transcription factor activity, RNA polymerase II-specific; RNA polymerase II cis-regulatory region sequence-specific DNA binding. The record is from RefSeq and is a predicted model, not a curated record. Lineage: Eukaryota; Metazoa; Chordata; Actinopteri; Istiophoriformes; Xiphiidae. The coding region runs from base 24 to 1358 and encodes 444 amino acids.